This is a messenger RNA of Fusarium subglutinans, 1224 nucleotides long. RefSeq lists its product as uncharacterized. Lineage: Eukaryota; Fungi; Ascomycota; Sordariomycetes; Hypocreales; Nectriaceae. The transcript has 4 exons. The record is from RefSeq and is a predicted model, not a curated record. Bases 1 to 1224 code for a protein of 407 amino acids. Gene Ontology annotation, molecular function: protein binding.
AUGGAGCAUGCCUCCAUAGAUGGGCGGCGAAGGAACAAAACAUCAGUCCCGAUUCUUUAUCCGUCGCGCAAGUCAGAGACAGAUGCAGCACCCUCCCUUCGACCAGCCUCACCUCCCAAAAGUAACCCAUGGGCUCCAGCCAAAAAGCCUCGGGUCAAUACUACGGCGGGAAUGUUUCCGCCUCUGCCUAAGCCUCGAGCACCAUGGUCGCCGGUCAAAACACCUACUGCCAGUAUGUCGAGGGCCUCCUCGCUUUCUCCAGGCAAAAAGAGGUCCAUAGACGAUGCAGUAUCGGGUGCGUUCGGACCUGGAUCAACGUCCCCUUCCUCCAUCACGUCUUCCUCAUCUCGCCAUAUUUUUGAGGCUGCGGCACCACGAGCAACCUCAAAUCUAUGGAAUUGUCCUUUCGGUGCUGAUGUGGUGGUACGGUCGGGGAACUUAAGCUUUCGAGUCCAUCGCAACAUUGUGGUACCUCAGUCAGGCUGGUUCCGCGAUAACCUGCCACCACCCAAUGUGGAUGGCUCACCAGUUAUGGUGACUGUGGGCUUCGCUCCUGAAACUGUCGCUCAUUGUUUGCGUUUCAUCUAUACCGAUAAAGUUGAGAUUUGCGACAUCGAUACCCAAAAGCCCUGGAACGCUGCGCAUAUUCCUUGUUGUGUCUUGGCGUAUACCACUGCCGUCUACUUGCGUAUGGCGAAAAUGACAUGCCAUCUUCUUCGCGUGAUCGAGAAUACUUCCAGUGAACUUGGAGCUCUAAUACGUAGAGACCAUAUCUCUCAAAAGCUGGACUGUUCCCAAUGGGUCCAAUUCUCAUGGCACUAUCAGAGGGCCUUGGAUAUCAUCGUUCGGGGACAACCUCAGAAGCUGAUGGUGCCUAUGAGGCUAGCUAUGGCAAGCAUCCUCGAUGCUGUGCUCUUCUGGGUGGUACGGCAUCCUCUUUUUGCCAGCGACCUGAAAACGCCGUGGCAAAAGAUUCUGGAAAAUAGUAUGCAUGAUAUUGCCGAGUAUAAGCAGCUGUGCCGAAGCCCCAAUCUAUUCAACAGUCCGUUGCCAGAUGAGUUGGCAUUGCUGGAGCUAUUCGAACAAACGAAAGCAGAAAAGGAGUCACCAGAACCUUCAAAGUCAGUGGGAACACAAACAGAAGACGAUGGUUCUGACCAAGGAUUGAAGGGCCAGAGAAGCGAUUAUUCUUUCACUCAGCGCGAGAGACGAGGAUCGCUGUAA